This is a messenger RNA of Phytophthora sojae, 333 nucleotides long. RefSeq lists its product as hypothetical. Lineage: Eukaryota; Oomycota; Peronosporomycetes; Peronosporales; Peronosporaceae. The coding region runs from base 1 to 333 and encodes 110 amino acids. The record is from RefSeq and is a predicted model, not a curated record. The transcript has a single exon.
AUGGGCCGUGGUCACGUGGCAUUUCCACUGCCAUUCCCCAACUUGCCUCGUGCACACCAAGUCUCGCUAUCGACUCCAGCUAUGCAGCUCAUCAACAUUGUCGCUGUUACAGUUAUCGCCACCACGCUGUGCUUCGCUCCGGCCAAUGCCUCGGCUAACGUUGACGCCCAGAAGGACCCGCCAACCGCGCGCAAGCUUUACUACCCAACUCCAAGUCCUGCCGCGAAUGGCGCGAUGAAGAACACACCUACCGUUCGCAAACUCUACUACCCGACUCCGAGCCCAGUCGCCAAUGGUGUCCAGAAGGACACGCCUACCGCGCGCAAACUUUAG